Nematolebias whitei (Rio pearlfish) is the source of this 2079-nucleotide messenger RNA. It is a transcript of the gene cnga2b, whose product is annotated as cyclic nucleotide gated channel subunit alpha 2b. NCBI's taxonomy places the organism in Eukaryota, Metazoa, Chordata, Actinopteri, Cyprinodontiformes, Rivulidae. Gene Ontology annotation, molecular function: intracellularly cGMP-activated cation channel activity; cGMP binding; intracellularly cAMP-activated cation channel activity. The record is from RefSeq and is a predicted model, not a curated record. Gene Ontology annotation, biological process: monoatomic cation transmembrane transport. Bases 1 to 2079 code for a protein of 692 amino acids. Gene Ontology annotation, cellular component: plasma membrane; intracellular cyclic nucleotide activated cation channel complex. The transcript is spliced from 6 exons.
AUGACGGGCCAGGUGGCUGAGAGAGACCGGUCCCCAAACAGCCUGUCUGUGAAGACCGCCCUGGAGGAUGAGACCGAGAGAGCCGAAGGCCUUCUGAGCAGAGUUCCAUCUCUCUGCGAUGACACGUCCUCAGAGCUGCAGAGAGUUGCUGAUCUUGAUCAAAAUGGACGUAAUUCAAGAAAUUCUUUUCAAAGGAGCGGAGCCAUCUCAAGAAUGGUGAACUUGGUGGUGAGGCUGAGGGAAUGGGCUCACCGGAAUAUGCAGGAGGAAGAGGAGAGACCGGACUCCUUCCUGGAACGCUUUCGUGGCCCUGAACUCAGAACAGCCCCGAGUCGUAACAGCAACACCCACCCAGAUGUCAACGGCAACAAUGCCAAGGGGAUCUUUUGGAAACAGUGGGAUUUGUUUGUGGUGUCCCCAUCUGAUGACAUGUACUACCGCUGGUUAUUUAUCAUCGCCUUAACCGUGCUCUACAACUGGUUCCUCGUAGUUGCAAGAGCAUGCUUCGACAAGCUGCAGUUGAACAACUACAUCUGCUGGCUGGUGCUGGACUACCUCUCUGACACUGUGUACUUCCUGGACACUUGUGUUCGACUUCGCACUGGUUUCUUGGAACAGGGUCUGCUGGUGAAGGACCACGUCAAGCUAAGGGACAGCUACGUUCGAACUCUACAGUUCAAGCUGGACAUCUUGUCCAUCCUUCCCACCGACCUGGUUUACAUCCACACUGGCAUCCACACGCCUCAACUCAGGUUCAACCGUCUGCUGCGCUUCCCACGCAUGUUCGAAUUCUUUGACCGCACCGAGACUCGCACCAACUACCCCAACAUUUUCCGCAUCUGCAACUUGGUGCUCUACAUCCUGGUCAUCAUCCACUGGAACGCCUGCAUCUACUAUGCCAUAUCCAAGUCUUUGGGAUUUGGCUCGGAUACUUGGGUGUUCCCGAACAUCUCCAGUCCUGAGUUCGCCUCUCUGUCGAGAAGCUAUGUCUACUGUCUGUACUGGUCAACUCUCACUCUUACCACCAUUGGAGAGAUGCCCGCACCCGUGCGGGACGAAGAGUAUCUGUUUGUGGUCUUCGACUUUCUCGUUGGGGUGCUGAUCUUUGCAACGAUUGUGGGAAACGUGGGCUCCAUGAUCGCCAACAUGAACGCCACCCGCGCCGAGUUCCAAGCUCGAAUCGACGCCAUCAAACACUACAUGCACUUCCGGAAAGUCAGCAGAGAGCUGGAGACACGUGUCAUCAAGUGGUUUGACUACCUCUGGACCAACAAAAAAGCAGUGGACGAGCAGGAGGUGUUGAAGAACCUUCCGAACAAACUGCGGGCUGAAAUCGCCAUCAAUGUGCACCUGGAGACUCUGAAGAAAGUCCGAAUUUUUCAGGACUGUGAGGCCGGGCUGCUGGUGGAGCUUGUGCUCAAACUACGCCCACAGGUUUUCAGUCCGGGAGACUACAUCUGCCGGAAAGGAGACAUCGGUAAGGAGAUGUACAUUAUUAAAGAAGGGAAGUUGGCUGUGGUGGCCGAUGACGGAGUCACGCAGUACGCCCUACUCACCGCUGGCAGCUGCUUUGGAGAAAUCAGCAUCUUGAACAUAAGAGGCAGCAAAAUGGGGAAUCGUCGGACGGCCAACAUUCGCAGCUUGGGUUACUCCGACCUUUUCUGCCUCUCCAAGGAUGACCUGAUGGAGGCGGUGACCGAGUACCCAGAUGCCAAGACGGUGCUGGAGGACAGGGGGCGGGAGAUCCUGAAGAAGGAGGGUCUUCUGGACGAGAACGCAGAGAGGGGCGGGCUGCAGAAAGAGGACACAGAGGAGAAGGUAGAGAGGCUGGAGUCCUCUCUGGACACCCUGCAGACUCGUUUCUCCCGUCUUCUCAGUGAAUACACAGACACUCAGCAGAGGCUGAAGCAGCGGAUCACUCUGCUGGAGCGGCAGCUGAAUCAGACGGACUGCGGCGCAGAGCCAAACAGCACAAGUGCCAGUGAACAUGAGGCUGGGGCUGACGGAUCCACAAGCGGGACACCGAAUCGGAAGGUUGUGCAAACGCCGAACAGAACAAGUCCAAAAAUAUCCCACUAA